Bacillus rossius redtenbacheri is the source of this 1391-nucleotide messenger RNA. RefSeq lists its product as uncharacterized. The record is from RefSeq and is a predicted model, not a curated record. The coding region runs from base 141 to 1034 and encodes 297 amino acids. NCBI's taxonomy places the organism in Eukaryota, Metazoa, Arthropoda, Insecta, Phasmatodea, Bacillidae. The transcript has 7 exons.
GGCUCGUCAUUUUCAGCCAGUUGCAGGAAGUAGCGGUGCUGCCGCUAGACUCUUGUCUUGUGUACCAACAAGGUAUUUGAGUAUUCGACACGCGACGCUUGCAGAAGGAAAUAUAAUUUAGUCGUGGUAGAGCACACGCAAUGAUGCCGAGUUGUUCUUACAUAAUGAAGAGCGCAAGUGAAAUAAUUUUCGUGGGGUUGCUACUUGUAUCAUCGCUGGCUUCAAGCUGGGCGAAAUUACCAUUUCAGAUGAAACCAUGUGCAAGAAACGCAACCGACUUGGGGGAUUGCACUUUAGAAAUGGCCAGUCGUGCAAUGUCGUACAUUUUGAAUGGUCGCUCUGAGAUUUUCGGCAAGUUGGACUCCAUUCCACUUAAUGACUAUAAUUUUAAAUCCGAAGGGAGCGACGUAGCCAUUCAUGUCAAAGCGAAAAGUAUGUGGUGGAAAGGUAUGAAUACAGCGAUCAUAAAAAACUUCAGGUUUGAUUUGGCCUCCUUGGAGCUGUUUUUCGAGCUUGUUUUUCCUGCUCUUAAAUUUGAAGGCACUUGCACUGUCAACGGACGCGUCAACAACGUGGGAAUAUAUGCGGAUGGUGUAAGGUUCCCUUUAGCCUCAUUGUCCGCCGUUGAAAGCGGAUUCAGUGCAAGUUUCGGCUUCCAGCUCGAAAGACAGACCAAUGCUUCAGGGACAUUCCUGGUUUCCAAAAUGACCGCUUACGACCCACGACCCGGAGAAGUGACUUGGACGCUGGAUAACUUCCUCCCCCCGACUUAUACACCAGAUCACGAUGCGACAGAGAGCUUGCAGAAGGUGAAGGACCAAGCACGCAUGCCCACGAAGGAUCUCUUGAGCCAGUUCGUGGGGCAGGCGGUCCCGCAGUCCCUCUCCAAGGUCUUGCAGCUCGCCACAUACGACCAGUUCUUCCCCGUGACGGUAUCUGCGGAGGAUUUACCAGACGGCGCCCCAACCCUGAAGAGCGGCUGGCUACCGGUCACCCUCGCACUCUGCUCUGCUAUGCUGUUGAAGAUUGCCUAGCAGCUGGUAGCAUUACCCGUGCAACAUUUGCCGUUGCCUGUGCUUCCGUCGGCAUUUUUCCACACGGCCAACGUUAAGGGGGAUCAGGCCCCGCCUUCGUGGAUUUUUCCCUCUUUUCGCUAUAAACUAUUCAUCACAAUUUAGGCAUGUUGGUUUGUUACGACCGUACAUUUACUAACAGGCCCUAUUCUGUAAGCGCCGCGAGGAAAUGAACUUAUCAUUUCACGCGGGCGACUAUAGCUGUCAUGGUUUGUCAGACUAUAUUUUUCUUCUACACCUGCAGUGUAUUUAAACAUUAUAUCUCGCUUUUGCAUCAAGUAUUCACACACACGAAAAAUACAAAGAAAUUUAACGGUU